CUGAAAUCUGUUGAUUUUCAAAGGCAGAAACUUUAUUGAGACACCAUCUAACGCGAACAUGAAGUGGCUACUGCUACUCUGCCUGUGUGUCUAUGCUGUCCGUUGUCAAGACGACUAUGACGAAUAUGACACGGGUGAUACGACUGAUCCCAAAACAGUGGUGGACCCUCGCGGCCACCGACCCUUGUCCAAGGGGCGUGAGACCUACUCCCCCGCCCGCUACAACCCCGCUCCCAUCAGUGGUGGUGGCCGUUACCGGGGGCGACCCACGGCGGCUCCCGCCAGAGGCACAGAGCAGGAGAAGGAAGAGCAACCGGAGGCUGGGGGAUGUACACAUGCCUCUGAACAGAUGGGGGUGCUGUGUCCUACAGGCUGUGAGCUGAAGACGGCCACACUGAAACAAGAGAGGAACGUAAAAGAGGAAGUCAGGAGGAUGCAGAAGGAUGUUGACGACCUGUCGAGAUCCUCUAACACCAUCUAUAACUACGUAGAUGGGAUGUCCGACGCGCUGAGAGAGAGACAGCUGGUUAGCAACGAGAAUGGUGACCUGGUGAGUCAGUAUACAGAUGACUUGGAGACCCAGCAUGUUUAUGCAAAGGAGGCAAUAGACACCGUGUUCCCAUCUAACAUCAGGAUCCUGCAGGGAGUCCUGGAGAAGAUCCGGUUGAAGAUCCAGAGAGUGGAGAAGGCCAUCCUGGCCCAGAGAGACGAAUGCAGGGAGCAGUGCACCGUCUCCUGCCCCAUACCUGUUGUCUCUGGUAAGGAGUGUGAGGACAUCUACAGGAAAGGAGGAAGGGAUUCUGGGAUGUAUCUGGUCCAGCCUGACUCCUUCUACCAGCCCUACAAGGUCUACUGUGACCAGACCACCCAGAAUGGAGGCUGGACCACUAUUCAGAACAGGAUGGAUGGUUCUGUAGAUUUCGGCCGGCGUUGGGACAACUACCGCAGCGGUUUCGGGAAUAUCGCCUUCGACGUCGGGAAGGGACACUGCAACACUCCAGGGGAGUACUGGCUGGGUAACGAACGCAUCAGUCAGCUGACCAAGCAGGGUCCCACUGAGGUCCUCAUGGAGAUGGAGGAUUGGUCUGGCAACAAGGUCCACGCCCAGUACAAACAGUUUACUAUACAGAGCGAGGCGUCCAGAUAUGUGAUGGCGAUCAACGGGUACUCUGGUACGGCCGGUAACGUGAUGCUGGAGGGAGCCACGGAGCUGUCUGGAGAGAACCGGACCAUGACCAUCCACAACGGAAUGAUGUUCAGCACCUACGACAGAGACAAUGAUAACUGGACUCCAGGUGACCCGUCCAAGCAGUGCUCCCGUGAGGACGGCGGUGGCUGGUGGUACAACAGGUGUCACUCAGCCAAUCCCAAUGGCCGUUACUACUGGGGCGGGGCUUACACCCGGUACAUGGCAAAACACGGGACGGAUGACGGCAUGGUGUGGAUGAACUGGAAGGGAUCCUGGUACUCUCUCAAAGCCAUCUGCAUGAAGAUCAGGCCCUACUUCGCCUCGCGGUAGACACACACAGGGACACACACACAGGGACACACACACACAGAGACACACACACACAGGGACA
This is a messenger RNA of Oncorhynchus tshawytscha (Chinook salmon), 1580 nucleotides long. RefSeq names its product fibrinogen beta chain-like. Gene Ontology annotation, cellular component: fibrinogen complex. The record is from RefSeq and is a predicted model, not a curated record. NCBI's taxonomy places the organism in Eukaryota, Metazoa, Chordata, Actinopteri, Salmoniformes, Salmonidae. The coding region runs from base 59 to 1519 and encodes 486 amino acids. The transcript is spliced from 11 exons. Gene Ontology annotation, biological process: platelet activation; protein polymerization; blood coagulation. Gene Ontology annotation, molecular function: signaling receptor binding.